Molecule: messenger RNA, 6732 nt
Organism: Porites evermanni
Lineage: Eukaryota; Metazoa; Cnidaria; Anthozoa; Scleractinia; Poritidae
Source: the annotation of a GenBank genome assembly
GGACUAAACUGCCCCCCUGCUCUGAAGUGCGUGAAGCAGAAACAAGGUUAUGAAUGUGGAUGCAAUUCUGGUUUUAAGGUUGUGGGAGGCGGGAACGCCAGGACUUGUAAAGGUACGAGAACUGUUUAAUUAAUUUUAACGCUUAUAAUUGGCAUGAGAAUGAGCUGAAUUAGUUAAAAAAUAAUCAGUUGAUUACAAAUAUUUAGGCUACACGUUACAAUGAAAUUUGCUCGAACAGAAAUACCGAAGGCAAUUUACUGCAACUAUAUUAAACUUGACCGUUCCUCAGAUAAAAGGCAAUUCCAGCUGUUUUUCAUGCGAUUCACUUAAUAGUAACAAUUCGCGAGGCUCAGGUCAGAAACUGGACUUAAGUGUGAAAUUCGGAACCGUUGAAAAAAAAAAAACACCCCGAUUCAGCCUCAACCUAUUAUAGUAAUCGCAUCAGACUGUUGUUGAGUUUCUUGUUUUCUGGUUUAUGGACGAGUACUUUGACCGACAUUAUUGAAGGUGAAUCAAACAAGGCGGUUGAAUAGCCAACGUUUUAUAUAUCAAAAUGCUAUCAUAACUUAGAGGCUUCAGGGUCAAAAUUGCCAUCUUUUUACGACUCCAUUUGUGUCGCAAUUUCCAGGAGAGACUUGAGCACAAAGAAAAAGAAACCAAAUACAGAAAUGUGACCAGAAAGCCUCGGACUGACUUUAGAAUUUUAGUACAUCGAGCGUGGGCUAUUAAGGUCACUUAGACUAAAUUUGUCCCUCCAUGCCCCAAAUAUUGUAUGUAUUCUCUGACAUUUCCUGGGACGUUCAGUGACAUCUGAUGCCUUUAUUAAUUGAUGCCGUUUUUUUUUAGCAAUGAACGAGUGUGAAAAGAAAGGACUUAAUUGCCCCCCUGCUCUGAAGUGCUUGAAACAGAAACAAGGUUAUGAAUGUGGGUGCAGUCCUGGUUUUAAGAUUGUGGGAGUCGGAAACAGAAGGACCUGCAAAGGUACGAUAAUCAUUAUUAUUUAGCUGAUGGCUUCUAACAAAAUGUAACAUGUUAGGGGUCGCCCUUGGUCCCACAAUUCUCAGCUGUUGCGAAAAACACGUUAAUUGAAAGAACGCUUGUUUCUUUUAUUAACCUCAUUUUCUCCGAAUGAACUUAUAUAUUAUAACAAGACAAAAAAUCUCGUAGAGCAAAAUUGCCUUAAAUGUCAAAAGUACUCAUACAACUCAUAGUCUCGUUCGAUAAACUUGCCUUCAGCAAUAUAUAAAAAUACGUAAAGAGUCCUAUUAGUAAAAUGUGUAAUGACAAAUAUAGUCAGAGUUCAAUUCUGGCAGUUUUGAGGAGAGGAGAAAUGCGCGCGUCGUCAAAUAUAUUUGCUGCUAAAAAUUUGAGUUCGCAGGAAAAAGCAAUGGAAUUGCUGUCGAUUUGAAAGUUAAAAUGAGCAUGGGCAAACUUAGUUGAAGAUUGAAAGAAUUUGUCACGACAAUGCAUUAUCAUUUCAGCCAAGGAUGAGUGCGAAAAGGCAGGAGAGGUAUGUCCAUCCGCGCUACUUUGCUUGAAACAAGAGGACGGAUCUUUUGCAUGUGACUGCGAUGUUAACUCAAAGGUAGUAGGAGAGGGAGAUGCGAGGACUUGUCAAGGUACAGAUUAUUUCUAAAGGACCUGGCAGUCAUAGGUUUUGUCCCAGUGAUCAUGCCUAUUUCUGUUUGCUUUAUGAAUGGUUGAAAAAAAACUUAAUUACUCGACGAAGCACAACCUCGUUCCCUCUCCUACCCGGCUCCCGUGAGCCGAGCAAGAAAGACCCUGGGAACGAGGUUGGAUGAAGCUAUUGUAGGUAAGGCAAACUAACAGAAAAACAGUUGACGCUUUCCUUUCACGUUUGAAUGCAAUCCAAUUUUGCCCCUUUGUUCUCCCUUGUACUGUUUCUGCAUUUCUCUUCUGUUCCCGAUUUUUUCCACUUCAUUUUAUUUAAUUUUGCCAUGGUUUCAAAAGGGAUAAUCAAGAUGCCUAAAACAACUUGGCUUAGUUACUCAAUUUAAGACUAUUCCAGUUAAACAAUCGAUUACUAACUUGUAUAUGAACUAAGAAAGAUGGAAAUCUGGUCACUCGAGUAAACUACAAGUGUUAAGCUGAGGGCUUGGAGUGGCGACUCAGGGCCAGUUAUUUAACCGUAGUUUAGCCAGUGUUUAAUUAAACCGCGUUCUAAGCCAUUUUCCAUUGGCCAUAUGGUUUUAUCUAAACACCAUUUAUUGUGAAAAGUUUUAUGAAAGCAUAUAGAGAAGACCAGAAAAGCAUUUAUCUUCUUACUUAUAACAGACUAAAGAUGAGACCUGGAGGUCCAAAGAUUUGUUAAACCGUGGCUUAAGUUAGACUUCGUUUAAAUAACCGACCCUAAGUAUUGAGCUUUAUGACCCAAUUUUUCCAGCCUUGGACGAGUGCGAGAAGUCAGGAGAGGUUUGUCCAUCUGAACUGUUUUGCCUGAAAAACGAAAACGGAACUUUCGCAUGUGGCUGCGAUGCUGACUCAAAAGUAGUGGGAGCAGGAGAUAACAGGACUUGUCAAGGUACAAUUCUUCAGCAAUUUAAGAGCAGGGGCUAUGUAACAAUAAAAGUUAAGGUGUUUCUACUCAGUUUUUCGGAAACCAGAGAUGUUUUGAAUUUUUACAAUCGCUAUAAAACUUUCACCACUUAGAGGUUCUUUCGACUGGAAUUUGUCAAAAAGUAAUUUUAUUUAUAAUAAUUUAAUAUUAUCAUGACAACGAUAAACAAAAAUCCUUGAAAGACGAAUUUUGUGCGGUCUUGACCUGCAAAUGAAAAUUCAAUGUCGGAUUUUAUAAACUAAAGUUUUUGGCAAGUAGCCUCCUUGAGAAUAGAAACCUCUGAGUGCUUGAAUUCAAAUAAAACGAAAAUAUAUUUUUAAAUGUUAUAUCUUCAUUAGACGUGAUAAAAGAUCGAAAAUCACAUUUUUAAUAACUCAAUUUACUCUUUAACAGCAUUACUAGCAAAUUUGGGUGCGAUCUUGGAAACAAACUUUUUUCUAAACUAAUUUCCACGUGCAACUUUAUGCAAACUCCUAUUGAUUAUUCAAGCUCUUCCAUACAUCUCAAAAACAGUUCAGUAGAAUUCUUUAAAAAAUUUCUCACAUAACCUUCGUGAUGUGAAAAGUAAUAUGUCAAACUUUCAUUAAAAUUCAUUUACUGUAGGCAACGCCUUCAAAUUCCAAGCUGAGCCUCGCCUACGAACUUCACUGUUUUGACGUUUAAAAAAUUUCUCACAUAACCUUCGUGAUGUGAAAAGUAAUAUGUCAAACUUUCAUUAAAAUUCAUUUACUGUAGGCAACGCCUUCAAAUUCCAAGCUGAGCCUCGCCUACGAACUUCACUGUUUUGACGUUAUGCUAAUUCUUUCAAAUUAAUGCGCAAUACAUACCUCCGUGCGCGUGGUUUUUACGCAUAGUUUGAAUCUCAAACAUUCAGGUAGAGAUCUUGUUUUUAGCAAGUGCCUUGGUCUGUAUUUGAGCAUUUACCUUCUGGUUCCUCAUAUUAAAGUUAUUUUAUUUAAAAAUUUUCCCAUACCUAUAUCAUCAUGGCCUUGUUUACAAGUAACUUCCUCUCCCGUUAUAAAUAUACGUUUCUAAUGCAGGCGUUUUGAAAGCGCCAAAGCAAAAAAUACAGCUUUAUAAAAUAUAAAUAAUGAUAUUAAAAGAUGUAUCAAUCAUGGAAGUAUGUAGGGAAUCUCUCGCUUUCCUCGAGAUUCAUCACUAAACCAGUACGAGACCCUGAUGAAUACUUCUACAAGUGAUUAAAGACAUCUUGAAAAUAAAAAAAAAAGCAAAUAAAAACUCACCUAGUUUAUCAUCUGCUUGUACUCUGGAAGUUACCCGUAAUCGCUCUUCCACGUGCAUUUUACAUGAUGUCAUGACAUAGGAGAAUAUCCCGGAUGGCGUAAAUACCCUGUAUUCAGUUAAGAAAACCAAUCGACUACGCAUGCUUCUGAUCUUAUAUCCGACAAAUUUUGGCUUUUUCCGCUAUCCCAGAGAAUAGUGUGCUGGCUCUGUAAUGGUCGCCAGCAAUAAGGUGAACUGUAAAUAGCUCUUCUACUUUUUCAAUUUAUGUUGUAUCAAAUUGCUCCUUAAGACUCUUUUGGAGGACACAAAUGCUUCUUGUAUUGGCUAUUAUGAGUCUGCGCGGGAAGCUGAGUCAAAACUGGUCCCUCACGGAGAGAGUCCCGUAGUGCAAUUCGAAACAACAUCGAGCCAGUUCCACGAGCGCAACUUCAAAAUGGUCGAUGAAUGGUCUCUUAUCGUUCCCCACCGUUGGCCGGAAUAGAGAUUUUACAGCUGAGCUCGCAGCAGACUAUCAACUACACAAAUUAUUUAGAUAUAUCUCUUAAGAGAGAGCCGUAGCACCAGAGUAGUAAACACCAUUCCCUGAAAGUUUGAAAUGAUCCCACGCAUCCUGAGAUAACUAAGAAGGGAUUGGACUGGGUUUAAACCGUAAAUAUCGCCUAGUAACUAAAGUAUUCUUUAAAACAAUUUUUCCAGCUUUGGACGAGUGCGAAAAGGCAGGAGAUGCUUGUCCAUUUCCCCUGCAGUGCAAGGAACAAGAGAACGCAACUUUCGCAUGUGGCUGCGAUGCUGGCUUGAAGUUAGUAGGAGAAGGAGAUGACAGGACUUGUGAAGGUAUUGUUUUCACGAUAUUUUCAACAAGCAUUUUCUAAAAAGCAUGAAAUCACAAACUGAAACACAAUCAAUCUUAUUGAAAAACGUCUGCACCUUUCCUUCGAUCGGUAUGAUACAAAAAGUAGGAUAUGUUUUUCAAGUAAACGGAGCUGCACGUGGUUGUUCUAUUCGCUUUUAUUAAGCACUUUAAUUUGCUCAGACAAUUAAAACCAAUAAUUCAAAAGAACUAAUAACCACUGACUAAGAAACAAAUCCAGAUAAAAACUCAGAGUAUAUUUUAGUCCAACUAACCCUCUCCUAAGCCAACCUUAACACUCAAAACUUUUUUAUGGAGAAAUAUUGGAUAAUGGGAGUGGUAGGUGAUCCCACAAUUCUGCGGAAUUACCCACCUUCCCCUCCCCUAACCCAACCUUAACACCAUCACGUGCACCGUUUUAGGUUAGAGAAGGGUUGAGGGGUAUGUGAGCAGAUUUCAGAAUCUAAGUGUAAUACUUGCUCGAUAUAUUAUACGUGCUAGCUGAUGACAUUUACGAGUGCAGUAUUCAAGGUGAUGUUUGCCCUCCGACUCUCAAAUGCCUAAAACAAGAAAAUGGAUCUCACGUGUGCGGCUGCAAGAAGAAAGGCUACGUAGUUAAAGGAACCGAUCAGGAACGGACUUGUGAAGGUAUAAGUGCUUAAUUUCAUUCAAACUGUUUCCUCGUACCAGCCUGCUAUUCUUACGAUCAUUUUAUGAUUUUGACACCAUUCUCCCCUAGAAAUAGAGUAAAUUGCAUCACUGGAUAGGGGGUUUCAAAGCAGCUCGAAAACUGUGAGCUGAGAUGUACUCAAUCUCCUUUUGGUUGGAGUAAACUCGAACUCAGCUCCCUGGCUUAAAAAAAAAAAGUGAUGGGAUCUGGUACUGGUGAGAAUUGGGUUGCUGAAAUUGUUUAGGAUGCGUAGGUCUCUUGUUCACCCCAUGUGGUCUUUUUUUUUCUCAUUGUUAUUGGGUAUAAUAGUGGAUGACUGCUGGCUAAUAUGCAGUGUCAUUUGUAAAAUUUGUGAUUUGGUGAGAUUACAAAUACGGCUAUCCCCAGUUAUCUCCAAAUUUUAAUUGUUAAGGGCCGGUUGUCAGUGGUAGAAUCUUCUAUAUAACAUACACAUUUUUCAGAUGUAGACGAAUGCACUCAAAACCCUUGCGCUGAGAAUGAACAAUGCGUAAACGUGCCAGGAAAAUUUGAAUGCCUCUGUAAAGACGGAUACAUCAAAAAUGCCGGUAGCUGUAAGCCUGGUGAGUUCUAGCCUGUACACAGACGUUGUUUUAUUUCUCUUUUNGCGAUCAAUAAAUCCGCCGCGUUUUUUUUUUUUAUCACGCGCACUCGAAGGACUUAGAAGAGAAAAUAGAGGGUCUGUGAACUGGUUAGGUGGGUUCACGUCCUCCACUAAACGAAAAAUUGAACACUUUCACGCUAUAUAUGUUAAAAAAUGUGCUGCAGUUUUUUGCCGUUCUCGUUGCCGUCGCCGUCGUCGUUGCUUAAACCCCCUUACAACUGCACGAGAAGAAGGUAACACACAGUCGAUUGGAUUCUGGCGAAAUACUUUGUUUAAAAAUUAGACGGAGUAGUGAAUAAGCGAGUUUUUUACUUCUUGUUUUCUCUACAUCACUGCACUUCUUCAACAACACCCUUUGCGCUGGGCUUGUAUUCGCAGCGACCCGUUCAAAUGCAGUUUUGCGCGUCCCCUGUUAGGAUCAUUCAGUAGAGUUAACCUUGUGUUUGACGUCGAGUAUCAUGUGCAACACGUGCUAACGGAAUACUUUAAACACGUCUCGUACAUGCGUGACUCCAAAGCAUUCCUAGCAAUACAAAUUAAAAGAAAUCACAUUUCACAAACGCUAGACUACGUGUUUCCCCUUAUACGCAUUAUAUUGAAAUGACUUGUUUUUCAUCAUCGUAGCAAAAUGUGUCAACGUCAAGUGUAAUGCGCACGAGAUGUGCCACGACGGAAUAUGCAGAUGUAAAAAUGGAUACAGAAAGUCCAAGGCAGCAAAAGGAAAGUGCGUAAAAGGUGAGGUGCCCUUUACCGUGUGCACGUUUUAA